AAAGUGGGCAAAACUCAGCGGACAAUACUCAACAAUGUUAGCGGCAGUUUCCGUAGCGGUCAGAUUACGGCCCUAAUGGGCCCGUCCGGCGCCGGCAAGUCAUCGCUACUCGGCUGCAUAUGUGGCCUCAAAAGGACCGGAGUGUCCGGUGCUAUCACUAUAUCCACCAAACGAAAGGUAAAGUUUGCGUUCAUAGCUCAGGAUAACUACCUGAUGGAAAGGUUGUCAAUCAUGGAGUCACUGGUAUACGCCUCGAAAUUGAAAAAUAAAGUGAUGGCCGAUCACCAGAUGAUCGCCCGAAGUGUGCUCAAGAAGUUGAUGAUUGAAAAGUGCGGUCACAUCCGGCCCUCCCGGUGCUCAGGCGGGCAACAGAAGCGCAUAUCGAUAGCACUGGAACUGGUCUCCAGACCAAACAUAUUGAUACUGGACGAGCCGACCAGUGGCCUGGACUCAGUCACCACUUGGCAAUUGGUCCAGUUGUUGAUAGAGCUAACCCAACAGCCGGAACCCAUGGCCAUUGCCAUCACAAUACACCAGCCGAGCGCCAAACUCUUCAACCUAUUCAACACAAUAUACCUGUUGUCAUGUGAGGGACAGUGUAUUUACAACGGAUCGCCGCAAAAGAUGUUGGAUGUGUUCGCCGACCUGCUGGAGCUGACAGGCGGUAAAUUGUUGGGGAGUCUGAAACGAGACCUUCACCGCCGGUUACUCCUGUACCUUGAGGACGACUACCAGAUCAGGAUUAGAGCCAAUCGCCACACAUGGAGACCAAUAUUCCUGUUGACAAUCAGAUCAUUUGAGACAACUAUGAGAGACCCGUAUAUGUUGGGCAUAAAGUUGUCGGGAUAUAUGAUGUGCUCAGCGCUCAUAAGCCUGAUGUACGGCUCGGACAGCGGUAUACUGUCGUCGUGUGCGUCAGACUUUAGUAUAGGCGAUGGGAAGGACUUAUUCAAAAAGUUUGCCGAUAUAAUGGCCGAUCUCAUAGAGAACUGCUCCGGUAUACUAUUCGAAUACGGGAACGGCUACUAUACGCCAUUCGCGUACUACAUGUCCAAAGUGUUAAGUGACAUACCUUUCCAACUAUCAAUACCCGUGUACUACUGGACCGGACAGUAUUCAGAGCAGGCGUGGCGUAUAUACGGUUUUGCCGGUAUUUUCAUAUUGAUCUCAAUGAACGCCAGCGCUCAGGGCUUUCUCAUCAGCGCUAUUGUACCCGAAAAUCCAUUGGCGGCCGCUUUAAUAGGUUUAAUGAUACCAUUGGAAAGGAUGCCGUUUUACUUCCGGAGCUUUUCUUACGUAAACUUUCUCCGAUACUCAUCGGAAGUGACACUCAUUAACAUAUAUGGGUUCGGGAGGUGUGGACAGGGAUUGGCCGAUAUGAACGACACAACCGCUGCACUCAUGGACGCCAUUCCCACUGAGAAGAUGCUGGAGAUAUACUCAUCCGAUAAGAUCAAUGUCGACGCACUCAUGAAGACUAUGGACAAUGUGAUGGACGGAUUCACCGGCGAAGACCAUUCUACAAAAAACAGCUCUUCCAUCAAAUCCAUUACUAAUAAUGGGGAUCCCUUUCGAGUCCAGUGGCGGAACCUGACCUACACUGCGACCCAACACUCGGGCGUUAAAAAAGUAAUUCUCAAUGAAGUGAACGGCCAUUUCAUGAGCGGUCAGAUUACCGGUAUUAUGGGUCCGUCCGGUUGCGGCAAAUCUACAUUAUUGGGCUGUAUUGCCGGCAUUAACACCAAGGGCCUUUCCGGAUCUAUCACUAUUUCCACCGACAUCAGGGUAAAGUUUGCGUUUAUAGUGCAGGAAAACUAUAUCCUCCAGAGGCUGACAGUGAGAGAGUCGCUGACGUAUGCAUCGAAACUGAAGAACGAUCCGGUGUGCGAUCACACGGCUAUUGUGGCCGACGUUAUCAACAAACUAAACAUCCAGAGGUGUGCCGACAACCGGCCCGACAGGUGUUCGGGCGGACAAUUGAAACGAGUGCUCAUUGCUCUGGAACUGGUGUCCAGACCUAACAUCUUAAUACUGGACGAGCCCACCACUGGCCUCGACUCAGUCACUACAUGGCAACUGAUUAACACACUCAUUGAGCUGACCCAACAGCCGGAACCGGUAGCCGUUGUGCUGACUAUACAUCAGCCGUCGGCGCGACUCUUCAAUCUGUUUGACACAAUAUAUCUGCUCUCAGCCGACGGUCAGUGCAUUUACAACGGAUCGCCCGAAAGGAUGAGGUAUACGUUCAGUGAGUGCGGACUUAUUUGUCCCACAUUUACCAAUCCCUCGGACUUUGGUCUGGAAGUGGCGUCCAAAGAGCACGGCGUCGACCGACUCGUCACUCUCGCCCUAAUUGUCACCAAUGAAGCAAAACAAAUGCCCAGAAAUAAGUAUCGGAUUCGUAUUGAACGUGAUUUUGACACAAAGAGAUGUGUCUACUAUUUGACCAUAAGAUCCUUCCUGUCUAUGAUUAGGGACCCGUUUAUGCUUCCGAUGCGGUUCUUUGGCUAUAUUUUGGUCGCUUUUCUGAUCAGUCUAUUGUUUGGUAGGGAUAGCGGAGUGCUGUCCGGCUGUCCUCAAGAGCUCAACUUCAGAGAUAACGGGAAUAUCAUUGAAUACAUCAGAUCCCGAUCGGCAGAUCUCUUUGAAAACUGCUGCGGACUGGCCUUUAUCUGCCUGUUUGGGUGGUUUGGCGGCAUAUUUCCCGUACUAUUGAUAUUUCCAACUGAGCUCAAUGUUUAUCUUCAGGAAUACGGAAACGGAUAUUAUUCUUGUUUCUCAUACUUUGCAUCCAAAGUGUUAAGUGAUAUCCCAUUCACACUAUUGUUACCACACUUGGCUUCAGUCCCCGUAUAUCUAUGGACCGGACAAUACAUGGCCGACGUGUGGCGUCUUUAUAACUUUAUCUUUAUAUUUAUGUUAAUCACAUUCAACUCCACUGCACUCGGCUUUCUCAUCGGUGCCUCGCUAUCCAACCACCCUGGUGCAAUCGCAUUUAUCGGUAUGCUUUCCCUGGUGCCUCUCAUACUAUUAUCAGGAAUAUUGAUAAAACUGAAUGCAAUGCCGUUUGCUUUCCAAGCGCUAUCAUAUCUGAAUUACAUUAGGUUUGGUUUGGCAGCCGUUCUCAUCAAUAGCUACGGCUUUUAUCGGUGCGAAGCGGAGGUCGUGUCGGCCAACCAUACCAUCAACAUUAUGGCGGAGAUUCCGGCCGACAAACUGAUGGCCAUUUAUAGGGACCGCUCCUACGGGCACGUGUCACGAGAGGUCACGGCCAGGUGGAUUAGUUUAACUCAAGAUCUGUACCCGUUACGAACCAAUCACUUCAGGUCACGGCUAGGUGAAUUAGUUCGACUCAAGGUCACGGCCAGGUGGAUUAGUUUAACUCAAGAUCUGUACCCGUUACGAACCAAUCACUUCAGAUCACGGCUAGAUCUGUACCCGUUACGAACCAAUCACUUCAGGUCACUGCUAGAUCUGUACCCGUUACGAACCAAUCACUUCAGGUCACUGCUAGAUCUGUACUCGUUACUAACCAAUUACUUCAGGUCACGGCUAGGUGAAUUAGUUCGACUCAAGGUCACGGCCAGGUGGAUUAGUUUAACUCAAGAUCUGUACCCGUUACGAACCAAUCACUUCAGGUCACUGCUAGAUCUGUACCCGUUACGAACCAAUCACUUCAGGUCACUGCUAGAUCUGUACUCGUUACUAACCAAUUACUUCAGGUCACGGCUAGGUGAAUUAGUUCGACUCAAGGUCACGGCCAAAUGGAUUAGUUCUCUCCAAGGGGAACUUCUCGGUAAGGAAUACCUUCCCAUUAGGAACGGAUUUAUAGAGAUUAAGAUAAAACCUGCCCUCCCCAUAAGGAACAAAGAUAAUCAUAAGCACAUGAUAUGUAAAAAAAAAUACGAAGGUUUCAUUGAUAGCAAUAUCGACACAAAGACACCGAUCGCUAGACUCGAGAGGUUUUGCUUAAACUAUUUGAUACUUGUGUCCGGUUUUGACGACUAUCUGAACGGUGUGUUUACGUGGAGACGACGGCUGUUAGUACUCGCGGGUCGAGUCAUCCUAUUUAUGGUGAGUCUGAAGUAUAUGAUCACAACCAUAGCUCACACACAGGGUGUGAAGGCUAUGUUGUCGGACGCGACUUACAAUUUGGGAAAUCCGCUGAUAUUUUCAAUGUUAAUAUGUGACAAGUCGUUUGUAAUCGGAUUGAUCGGGCUCAUUGUUCAGAUAUACGAGUUUAACCAUAAUUAA
Molecule: messenger RNA, 4254 nt
Organism: Medioppia subpectinata
Lineage: Eukaryota; Metazoa; Arthropoda; Arachnida; Sarcoptiformes; Oppiidae
Source: the annotation of a GenBank genome assembly